Molecule: messenger RNA, 4601 nt
Organism: Vitrella brassicaformis
Lineage: Eukaryota; Vitrellaceae
Source: the annotation of a GenBank genome assembly
AGACCGAGAAGCCAUCUGCCCCGUUAGAUUGAUUCAUCGUCGGCUGCCCGUGCGUCGGUGUGCGUCGAUGGCGAGCAUCCGGAAGGAGACGGAGAGGGCGGUGGUGCAGUUCGGUGUGAACGUGAUAGGCUUCCUCUUCAUCCUCUGCAUCUACUACAACUACGUCAUCCUCCAGGGCUACUUCUACGCCCUCUUCUGGGCAAUCAUCCUCAGCAUCCCCCUAUUCAGCAUCAAGACCACCAUCAUGGACGUGCUGGCUCUCGAACACGACACGCACCAAUACGGGUCGUCAUCAAGCAUCACCUACGUCCAGCAAAGGGUGGUGGCACCGCCGCCUGUGCAGCCGGUGCCAAUGGCACAACGGCAGAGAGAAAGGUCGAGGUCGCCGCGGCACUCGCAGUCACAGCCAGAGGCCCGGCCAUCCCUUGUAUCGCCCGGCAAGCGCCCCAACAACGGAUCUGGCAGCGGCUCGUGGACAAUGUUCAUCAUCUGGCGCAUCCUGGUGCUGCUGUUCGAGCCCGUCUGGGGGCUCAUCAACGGCGUCGAGAGCCGGCGCGCGUCAGACCCGUACUUCGGGGUGUUGUGGCGCAGCGUCAUCACGCUCAAGGCGUGGCAGUUUAUCUACUUUUAUCGCGAGACGGUGGUGGUGGCUGGGUGCACCGGGGUGGCCAUGUUUGUGGGGAUGCGGUUCAUCCGGUCGUCGGCCGUCGUCACCGAGAUCAAGUCGUACAUCCAGUCGCUGCUGCAGUCGAUCCGUAUACUGCUCUCCUGGCUGCCUCUCAACGAGAUACUCGUCGUGUGCGUCAUUGUGGGCUCCAUUCUCGGAUUCAUGGCCAUUGUCGGCUUCUUCGCCUUUCAGCUCGGUAGGUAGCUAACACAACAUAACACGCCCACAGAGACAGACACCCACAGAGAGAGAGAGAGAGAGGGGAGUGCACUCGAUAGAUACCCCGUAUAGACAGACACCUUUGUGUCUGGCUGUCCCUGUGUGGUGCAGCCCAGGAGAGCGUGCAGCUGUGGGAGCUGAUCAAUCGGUUUUUCCGUUCCAACAUCUUCGAGAGCGCCUUUUGGCAGGACAACGUCAUCACGACCGUCGACUGGGCCUACAGCAACCUGGACAUCGGCGGGGAGGACCUCACCGUCAAGAAGGGCUACGAUCAGCUGGCCGAGUGGAUCAAGAACACCGCCCUCCAGCAGCUCACGGCCAUGGGCAUCAACAUCGACAUGUACAGCCAGUACUACUUGCUCUUCACACAGGCCCUCACCGCUGACUACCCACACAGUGUGGCACAAGACGGAGGAGGAGGACCACCACAACAACCAGUAGGGGCAGCAGGGGCAGCAGGAGCAGCAGCCAGACAGGCGCCGCAGAUCCCCCACCCACACCGACACUCACACACCAAUCGGACGUCAUCCACACCCACCAUCGGCGCAGGGCACGCCCCCUUCAUCCCCUUCUCCCCCUUCCACCAUCACCACCAAGCAGACAGGCGGCCGCAUGGCCAUGGAUGGAUGGCCCCCGCACCCCAAGCACCCCAAGCGGCCCAACCAGGCGACCAACCGCCAAGGGCAGCCGAAAGCGCCCAGGUGCCCAGUGAGCCGGGCCGCAGCGGCAGCCAGCCGGAGUGUGACGACGACAGUCCAGAAGGGUGUGGCGAGCCGCCCACGGCCGACAGCAAGCCGAGUGCCGGCCAGCAGGACAACGUGUCGUCGCGUGUUGCGGCUGGGGGCGGUGUGAGGGGCGGGGGAGGAGGUGGCGGGCCGGCGACGACGUCGAUAUCGAUGUCAGAGUUCUGGGGCCGAUUCCCCACCACUCUCGAGUUCGUGUCGGAGCUGCGCCGGGGCAACAUCACCGCUAUCACACAAAUCAAAAAGGUGAGUGACCGACACGCACGCCGACCCGACUCUCUGUGUGUGCGGUGAGGUGAUCAUGUAGCAUGUAGCAUGUACCACUGAAUGUGCGUUCGUUGUGUUGUGUGCGGCGGGCGUGUCAGGUGUGGCGAGAGCUGUCAGACAAGCUGCUGGAGGGGACGACCAGUGAGGUGCAGGAGUGGGUCAACAGCAUACAGUCAUACCUCCACACCAUGGUCUCGGGCGUCGUCGGAACCGGGUCGGCGCACACACGGACAGACAGACAGACAGACAGACAGGCAGCUUGCGAGAGAGGCAAUGGUCUCAUCUCACCAUCAUCCAUCCAUCGAUCCAUCCAUCCAUUGUGGAGUGCAGGUCUUACCCGAUGCGUUUCCUGACGUUCGCGGCGAUGCUGCUCUAUCAAUUCUGCGUGUCCGCAUUUGACAUGGUCUUUCAGGUCAGCCCAGACACCGAUGGCACGCACCAACACACAGAACAUCUAUCCAUUGUGUCGCCUGUCUGUCUGUCUGUCUGUCUGUGUAUCUCUGUUUGUGUGUGUGCAGGCACUGACCUUCUUCACGGCUCUGUACUACCUGCUCACCCCGCGUGUGUCGUGCCUCAACUACCUAGAGCAGGUGGGGGGCUCUCUGCGGGCGGCCAGCGGCCGUCCGCACGGCCGACUGUCUCUCUCUCUCUCUCUCUCUGUGUGUGUGUGUGUGUGUGUGCAGCUCCUGUCGCUGGUGGAUCCCUCCCAGCUCAUCUACGGCUGCAUCGAGGGCGGCUUCAGAGCCAUCCUCGUGUCGUCCAUGAAACGCUGCCUCUUCUACAGGCAGGCAAACAACACUACACACAGACACAGACACAGACACAGCAGAAGCUUCGACCGACCAAAUCUCUCUCUCUCUCUCUCCCUCUCCCUCUGUCUAUCUGUCUGCCUGUCUGCCUGUCUGAUCAGCUUUUACACGUGGCACAUCUUUUGUUGGUUCGACGUGCCGAUAGUGUUUGUGCCGACGGCUUUCGCGGUGCUGAUAGCCCUGGUGCCCAUCAUCCCCCCCGAGGUGGUGACGCUCCCCGCCGUCUUCUACCUGUGGUUCCACGCCAGGCGCAUCGCUGCUCUCGCACUCCUCUCCAUCACCGGGUCAGUCAGUGAGGCGGUCGGCCGGUCGGUCGGUAGAUAGAAAGAUGGUCUAUUGUGUGUAUCUACUAUCUUUGCUGGGGCGGAUUGUCUGUCUGUCUGUCUGUGUGUAUGUCUGUGUGUGCAGGUACGUGUAUUGGUACGUGACGACGGCCAUCUACGCGGAGAUCCCCGACUCCAACCCCUGGCUGGUGGGCCUCUCUGUGGUGCUCGGCAUAUGGGCUCUCGGGCUCAAGGGCGUCAUCGUAGGUACGCCUGACGCACCCACCCACCCCACCAGCCCGCCCGUCCGUCCGUCCGUCUGUCUGAUGUGGGAUGGAUGAAUGAAUGAAUGAAUGAUGCAGGCCCGUUGAUCGCCUCCAUCCCAGUGAUUCUGUACAACAUCGUGGCGCGGUACAACGCCAAUAAGCGGCGUGAGACCCGCGCUAUCAAGCGGCGGCGCGUCCGGCGGGCCACCCGGCGCAUCUACCACUACCGCAUGGCGUAUGCCCACCCCCAUCCCCACCAGAUGCACCACCCCAUGUACCACCCCGGCGGCCCCUACUCUCACCACUUGCACAUGGCCAUGCGGUCGUCCACCAUGCACCCAGCAGGGGCCAGGACGGGCUUGAGGGCGGCGUCGGUGGACAGCACCACUGGGGGGUCGCCCAGGCCACCCGUACCCACCACCUCCACACGCAGAGAGGAUGGAAGGCCACAGGUGGGUAACCAACGAUACGAUCGGAGCGACAGAGAGACGGAGAGAGAGAGGGAGGGAGGCAGGCAUCGUUUCUCGAUGAGGACAUGACAUGAAUGUGUUGUCUUCUUUCCUUCUUUGUCCAUCCAUCCACCGAUGGACCAGAGUGUUGGGAGUUCCUCUGACGGCCUGGUCCUUACGGGUGGUGUGCCACUCGCCUCUGCUGAGGCCACCGAUGACGCCACGACCCUCUCAGGCCAGCAGAGCCCAGAGGCUGCUGCCGCUGCUGCUACUGGCGGCCACACCAAUGCACCCUUCAAGUAGGCCCGGGGGCAAUACACACACACAGAUGGAUAGAUAAUCCUCUGUGCCGUGUUUGAUAUAUGCCUGUGCAGGCUGCUGGUCCCCAGAAGGCCGUCAAAGGCGUUGCGCAGCGCCAACCUGGGCCGGCUGCUGGCCACGCCCCCCAACCAGCGCGCCACAGCCCUCUCCCAGAGCCGACCGCCGCGGCUUAUGCCCGCUGCUGACCAUCCCUCAGACCGCCGUGGGUCUGGUGCAUUCCUGCGCCUGAGGAGCAGCGACGCUUGCAUGAGCACCCCAUCGAACAGCCCGCUGCGCACCGGGGUUACUACUGGGUGGGUGGCCCUUGAGAGUGAGGGCGGGCAUGAGCCGCCGGGUAGUGGUGGUGCUGGUGGCGGGGGUGGGCCUGUGAGUGUGCGGCGGCGCGGGGGCGGUGUGGGUGGGGAUUCGGAUGGCAGACGUGUGGGAGAGAGGGCAGAGACCAUCGAGUGACCGAAGGAAAAGCGACAAUUGUGUGGAGUGGGGUGGAUUGGAUUGGAUUGGAUUUGUGUGAGGAGUAAAUACGACUACGCAGACAGACUGUGGGUUUUGUUUGUCUGUCUGUUUGCGGUGGUGUUGGUGUAAGUAGUAGGUGGGGAG